This is a messenger RNA of Musa acuminata AAA Group (dessert banana), 1132 nucleotides long. RefSeq lists its product as uncharacterized. The record is from RefSeq and is a predicted model, not a curated record. Bases 1 to 744 code for a protein of 247 amino acids. NCBI's taxonomy places the organism in Eukaryota, Viridiplantae, Streptophyta, Magnoliopsida, Zingiberales, Musaceae. The transcript is spliced from 2 exons.
AUGAUCACUCACCGACAACUACGACGACGAGAAAUCCCCACCGGCAACCGGUUCAGUCUUGCGAAGCCAGUUCCAAGAGGUAGAGAUGAUCACGAUAGCUUCCUAGGUGAUAUGGAGCAUGCUUCGCCGGCAGAAAGAACCACCGGCAAGCUUGGUGGUACUCCUUCACAGCCAUUGUGGAAGACCAUGGAGUCUCCGAUGGCUCGAUCGGCUGACAGCUCUCCGAUGCACAAGCACCACAACGGUAAGCAAGUAGUUCCGAAUCCAGGAGCUCGGGAUAUUGCCAGGUACAGGCAGGACAUGUUGGAUAUGGUGAGGGAGAUGCCGGAGUCUGCUUAUGAACUCACGCUGAGGGAUAUGGUGGAGACUCCGAGGAUAGCCCAGACGGUGCAGGAAACGAUAGAGAAGAGGAGAGAAGAGGCAAAUGAUAAAGCUGAGAAGGUGAAGGAUCAAAGUAAAGGGAAGAGAAGGCUGUUGAGAAAAGAGAGCAUGGAAACUGGGGUGUUCCUUAGAAUGUUCGUGCCAAUCUCUCUGGGUGGAGGUAGAAGGAAGAGCUCAGGGGGGUCUAAUACUUGCGCAAAGGUGUCACCGAGGCCUGUCCUGGCAGAAGCAGAGAAGGGUGGGAUUGAAAGGAUGAAGGGAGAGUUGUGGAAGAAGAAUGAUUCCGACGGUAAGGGAAGCAGAAGCAGGAAAAUGAAUGGCUGCUAUGAUUUCUUCCUUACAAAUAAAAGCCGAUCCAUGUAAAUUUGAGGGCAGUCCUGUUAUCGGCCCCUGUUUUGAGAUGUUUAGUGUUGUAUUUAGCUGUUCAUUGGCAGAUGAGAAUGCAACAAGACCUGUACAAUGGUUUUGAACUUUGCUUUAUCAUUUGUAUUCAAAUCUAGUGUCUGAGAAGUUGAAAAUAUGGUUUCUUUGAGGCAUGUAAAUCAUGUAAACACAGGAUCACCUACAUUAUAAUCUCCAUCUAUGUUAACAAUAUUCAAGCCACUGGCUAAGAAAAAGGAUCAAGCCUUCCAGUUUAUCUCUCAUAUAUUAAGACAAAUGAUCCACUCAAUCACAAUAUCUGUAGGAAAUGUGCUUGUAACAUAGCAAUGUACUUUGUAGAUUUAUGCUCUUGACCUGUUUAUUGAGAAAA